Messenger RNA from Fraxinus pennsylvanica, 1272 nucleotides. The record is from the annotation of a GenBank genome assembly. NCBI's taxonomy places the organism in Eukaryota, Viridiplantae, Streptophyta, Magnoliopsida, Lamiales, Oleaceae.
AUGGAAAGAGUUGAAGAAUUCAAGGUUGGGGACUGGGUUCGCAUGCGGCCCACUUUGACUACAGCUAAACACGGAUUAGGAUCUGUAACUCCAGGGAGCAUCGGCGUGGUGUAUUGUAUUAGACCAGAUAGUAGUCUGUUUUUGGAACUAAGUUAUCUUCCAGAUCAAUGGCAUUGUGAACCUGAGGAGGUUGAACAUGUUGAGCCAUUUAGGAUUGGUGAUCGGGUUUGUGUAAAGCGCUCUGUUGCUGAGCCAAGAUAUGCUUGGGGUGGCGAAACACAUCAUAGCAGUGGAAGAAUUAGUGAGAUAGAGAAUGAUGGUCUGCUGAUAAUUAAAAUUCCCAAUCGACCUAUUCCAUGGCAGGCUGAUCCUUCUGACAUGGAAAAGGUGGAGGAUUUCAAGCCGAGCACCAUCUUCGUCGCCUGCGAGUACCAGCCCUCUCUCUCUAACCCUAAUUUCAGUUGCAACCCCAUCUUCGUCGCCUGCGAGCUCCAGGAGGAUGGUGAUAUGGAAAUUGUUGUUUGCUUCAGGAGCAAACUUUUCCGCUAUUCUGCAACAGAUGUGGAGAAGGUUCCCUCUUUUGAAGUGGGACAAGAGAUACACGUGAUGCCUUCUGUUACUCAGCCUCGACUUGGAUGGUCCAAUGAGACACCAGCUACUGUUGGAAAAAUUGCAAGGAUUGACAUGGACAGUGCUUUAAAUGUAAAAGUUGCUAGAAGACAUAGUUUGUGGAAAGUUUCUCCUGGAGAUGCAGAACGGCUUCUAGGAUUUGAAGUAGGGGUGCGCUCGAAACUAAGCCUAGGGACUAGGCCAAGUUGUGAUUGGAACAGUAUUGGGAAAGAAGGUUUAGCUGUUGUGCAUAGUAUACAGGAUACUGGUUAUCUAGAAUUAGCUUGCUGUUUCCGUAAGGGAAGGUACCAAACCCAUUAUACUCAUGUUGAAAAGGUUCCUGGUUUUAGGGUUGGGCAACAUGUAAGGUUUCAAAGUGGACUGGUUGAGCCAAGAUGGGGCUGGAGAGGUGCUCAUCCUGAUUCUCAUGGUGUUGUAGCCAUUGUCAACGCUGAUGGACAAGUGAGGGUUACAUUCUUAGGUUUACAGGGGUUAUGGAGAGGAGAUCCUGCAGAUCUUGAAGUAGAGCAAAUGUUUGAAGUGGGAGUGUGGGUCAAACUGAAAGAAAAUGCGAGUAGUUGGAAAUCUAUUGGCAAGGUAGCAUUGGCGUUGUGCAAGGGAUUGGGUAUGAAGGAAAUGAAUGGAAUCAAAAUAGUUUUGUAG